CUGGACUCUUGGAUCUGGUAGCAGCACGUUUUAGCAGACAAGUAAGAACACGCUUUGCGCUUAAGCUGUGCCAGACAUUUGAUGGGGAAUUCCACACCAAUUGGGAAAAAUGCCUGUUAUGAAAGGACUAUUAGCCCCGCAGAAUACCUUUUUGGACACCAUAGCGACGCGUUUUGACGGCACACACAGUAACUUCAUUCUCGCGAACGCUCAGGUGUCAAAGGGAUACCCAAUAGUUUACUGUUCAGAUGGAUUCUGUGAACUGGCUGGGUUUGCGAGGACAGAAGUCAUGCAGAAGAGUUGCAGCUGUAAGUUUUUGUAUGGCCCCGAGACAAAUGAGCAGAUAAUGCUUCACAUUGACAAGACCUUAGAGGACAAGAAGGAAUUGAAGGGGGAAGUCAAAUUUUAUAAAAAGAAUGGUACUUUGUUUUGGUGUCUUCUGGACAUUGUUCCUAUUAAAAAUGAAAAAGGGGAUGUCGUUCUUUUCUUGGCCUCCUUCAAAGACAUCACAGACACCAAAGUGAAGAUUGCUCAGGAAGAUAGAAGGGAAGAAAACCAUAAGGGGAGAGUGAGCACAGGAUCCCAUUUCAGCUCAGCACGAAUACGAAGUCGCACUGUACUUUAUCACAUCUCUGGACAUCUUCAAAGAAGCGACAACAAGAAUAAAAUUAAAAUCAACAAAAAUGUGUUUGGAGAUCCACCAGCACUCCCAGAGUACAAAGUUGCAGACGCAAAAAAAUCAAAAUUCAUCCUGUUACAUUACAGCGCCUUUAAAGCUGGCUGGGACUGGCUUAUUUUACUGGCAACGUUUUAUGUUGCUGUGACUGUACCAUACAAUGUGUGUUUCAUUGGGAACGAUGAAUUAACACGAAGCACAACUGUCAGUGAUAUUGCAGUAGAAAUACUUUUCAUUAUAGAUAUUAUUUUUAAUUUCCGAACGACGUAUGUCAGCAAGUCUGGGCAAGUUAUAUUUGAAGCAAGAUUAAUUUGUAUCCACUACGUAACAACAUGGUUAAUCAUUGAUCUGAUUGCUGCCCUGCCCUUUGAUCUCCUGUAUGCGUUUAAUGUGUCAGUGGUGUCACUCGUUCACCUUCUGAAAACCAUCCGUCUGUUACGGCUCUUGCGUCUGCUGCAGAAGCUGGAUCGAUACUCCCAACACAGCACAGUGGUCCUCACCCUGCUCAUGAGCAUGUUUGCCUUGCUGGCUCACUGGAUGGCAUGCAUCUGGUAUGUCAUUGGCAGGAUGGAGAUAGAGGCUAAUGAUUCUUUCUCUUGGGAUAUAGGUUGGCUUCAUGAACUGGGGAAGCGUUUGGAAUCGCCAUACCAUAAUAAUAACAGUCUUGGCGGCCCCUCAAUUCGAAGUGCCUAUAUUGCUUCCCUCUACUUUACACUGAGCAGCCUUACCAGUGUUGGCUUUGGAAACGUCUCAGCCAACACCGAUGCAGAGAAGAUCUUUUCAAUCUGCACUAUGCUGAUAGGGGCAUUGAUGCACGCACUGGUGUUUGGCAACGUGACUGCUAUCAUACAGCGCAUGUACUCCAGAUGGUCCCUCUAUCACACCAGAACAAAGGAUCUGAAAGACUUCAUUCGGGUCCAUCACCUGCCACAGCAGCUGAAACAAAGAAUGCUGGAAUAUUUCCAAACGACCUGGUCUGUCAAUAAUGGAAUAGAUGCAAAUGAGCUGUUAAAGGAUUUCCCAGAUGAAUUGCACUCAGACAUUACUAUGCACUUGAAUAAGGAGAUUCUGGAGCUGUCCCUGUUUGCGUCUGCCAGCCGCGGCUGCCUCCGCUCCUUGUCUUUGCACAUCAAAACCUCUUUCUGUGCUCCUGGGGAGUACCUCCUGCGGCAGGGAGACGCUCUGCAGGCUGUCUUCUUUGUCUGCUCAGGUUCCAUGGAGGUGCUCAAAGAUGACAUGGUCCUGGCCAUUCUUGGAAAAGGAGACCUAAUUGGAGCCAACCUUUCGAUUAAUGACAGAUUGAUAAAAACCAAUGCAGACGUCAAAGCUUUGACUUACUGUGACCUGCAGUGCAUUAACCUGAAAGGACUUUACGAGGUGCUGGACCUGUACCCUGAGUAUGCACACAAGUUUGUGGAGGACAUUCAGAAGGACCUCACCUACAACCUACGGGAGGGCCAUGAGACUGAUGGAAUAUCAAGAUUGUCCAAAAAAACGUCAAUAUCUCAGUCAGAGGGUAAAAGAAAUGGACGUAUAAACCAGCAGCGUCACUCAAUUGUAGAAGAGGAGGAAGAUGAAGAGGAGGGUGAAACUACACCUCUUUCUCCUGCUUCACUGGACUGCAGAGCAGUCUACAGGACCAGCAGCACUUUCUCUUCAAGGAAAGUACAAGACACAUCUCCUGCCAGAAUCUGCAGUUCAGAGUCAGAUACAAGAGCCAGACAUGAAACAGAGCCACCCAGCAAUGCCAGGAACCAGGGGAAAAAGCUCAAAUUACACCUGUCAACUGUGAACAAUGUCAGCUCUCCUGAUCUCAGUCCAAGGUUUGUUGAUGGUACUGAAGAUGGUGAUGGCACAGAAGCUAAACAAACCUUUGAGUUCUGCCCAAGACAAAUGCAACACUCUAGUGAUGGAACUACAGUAAGAGAUUCAAAUCAAAUAAACGCUACAGUGCUUGCUGCCAAGACAGAAGAAACAAAACAGCAGAUCAGUCAACUAAACCAGGAGGUUAGUACUCUAAGUCAAGAAGUAGCACAAUUAAGUAAAGACAUAAGAAAUGUUAUGUUUCUUAUUGAAGAAUUACUAUCUUCAAAGAAAACUCCAGUAUUUUGCCACACUCAUAGCACUUCUGUGGAAAGUUUUCAAACUACAAUGACUAGGAAAGCAGAACAGUCUUGCAUACAUUCCCAAGCAGGGCAAAAUGCUUGUCCAACAGCCCAACUCUCUCAAGGCAACCCAGUAUCAAGAAUUUUUGAACUGGACUCCUUGCAUACUGGUAGCAGUCCACAGAGGGAUGGGACAAAGCCUCAGAGAUGUAUGGAGAGUGACCACUAUUAUCCACCCUUCCACAUUCAAUUACUGCCCCAAGGGGAUACUUUACAACAUGUGAAAUGCACUUCCACGCAGUCAGACUCAACAUUAACUCCUUUUCAAUCUAUUUCAUCCACCCUGUCUUCUUUUGUGUGUUCUUCUCCUGAAACAUCAUCACAGUUUGUGACCAGCAAAUUAGAGGACAGUGCAGGGUCUUUCCAUGCUGCUACCAGAUCGUCUAGUCUUGAAAAUGUUCCCAUGUUCUGGGACCCUCAGGAGAAAACCACAGUUUCUUUGCAAAAUCUGCCAUUAGAAAUCAUGAAGGCUUCGAAUGAUUUCAAGAAAGACAAAAACAUGUAUGUAUAAUGACACAAUGAUAAGUGGCACUCAAAGAAUGCCUCACAGCUGCCUGAACUAAAAUAACUAAACUGCAUGAUUGCUUGCUCUGGGGUCUUUUACUAAUAUCUAGGGGUUGAAAUAGCUGGAAACUUUACUUAAAGUGAAGCAGUCAAAGACCAGUUCAUUCUGCAAAAGGUUUUCUAAGCAUGCUGAAAGGGUUUGACUGUAGAUUCACAUUCUAUGGACAUUUUCAAGUAGCGUAUUAGUUGAGCUGACUUUGUUCAUGUAGUUGCUGAAUGGCCAUGCAGGUCACCGCAGCAGGACUAUGAAGACAAAGCAACGUAAGCUCAGUGUUUUCAUUGGGGGUUAUGGUUGUGUGCUCUUUAGAAGAAUAUCUGAAACUCUAUUCGCUGCAGGUGAUCAGGCAGGACUCCUGCUGUUGUGCCUUGCCACGGUGAAGGAACAGUUAACACUGCAUGCCAUCUCCUAAACAAUGUACCUUAUAGAACCAGUAGAGGACUAUAUUAGAAAAUGCAUGCUGCUGUUCUGUGAAUUAAACUCUUCAUUUAUUUAUUAAAUACGAUUACUAUUUUUGUAAACCUGGUAUGCAAACUGCAUUUAAGCUAUGGGAAAUAUUUAUAAAGCUUGCCCUUCCAACAGAAAUCUAUACAGUUAUGAUAAUGUAGGUAAGAGACUGCACGUUACAAGUGAUUGUAAAAAUUAAAAACAAGGCAAUAUUUUAUUGAAAAUGUUUAACAUUUAACGUGUAAUGAAUGUAUGUAACAUGUAUAUAUUACUUGCCUCUUAAGUCUGGCAAGCUUUAUGAGAUUAGCCUUAUUGUUAAGUAAAAUAUUACUUAUUGUAAUCUUGUUUCCCUGAUGGAGAAGACGACCACCAACGACAUUAUGUAUGGGA
This is a messenger RNA of Polyodon spathula (Mississippi paddlefish), 4240 nucleotides long. RefSeq names its product potassium voltage-gated channel subfamily H member 8-like. Gene Ontology annotation, biological process: potassium ion transmembrane transport; regulation of membrane potential. NCBI's taxonomy places the organism in Eukaryota, Metazoa, Chordata, Actinopteri, Acipenseriformes, Polyodontidae. The transcript has 16 exons. Gene Ontology annotation, molecular function: voltage-gated potassium channel activity. The record is from RefSeq and is a predicted model, not a curated record. The coding region runs from base 110 to 3352 and encodes 1080 amino acids. Gene Ontology annotation, cellular component: membrane.